AUGGCACCGCAGCUCGCAUGGAUCGGCCUGGGCAACAUGGGGAGGGGCAUGUGCAAGAACCUCGUCGAGAAGGGAAACCUCGAUAAACCUCUCAUACUCUACAAUCGGACCAAGAAGCGGUCUGAUGAUCUUGCCGCAAGUCUUGGAUCGGACAAGACGAAGGUCGUUGAGACAAUCAACGAUGUAGUCAAGAGCGCGGACAUUAUCUUCAUGUGCUUAGGAGAUGACGCGGCUGUCGACGCGGCCGUCAAUGUUCUCCUUCAAGAAGAUGUGAAGGGCAAAGUUGUUGUCGAUGCUUCGACUGUGCAUCCGGAUACCACCAAUGCUCUUGAGAAACGCUUAACAACGAAAGGUGCAGAGUUUGUUGGCAUGCCAGUCUUUGGGGCUCCUGCAAUGGCCGACUCAGGUAAUCUCAUCUGCGUGCUCGCUGGCGCAGGAAGCUCUGUCGCCAAAGUGAAACCUUUCACCAAAGGCGUUAUGGGACGUGCCGAUAUCGACUACUCGGACCAACCCGCCGGAAAUGCUACCCUCCUCAAAGUCGUCGGCAACACCUUCAUCCUCAACAUGAACGAGGUCCUCUCCGAGGGCCACGUACUCGCCGAGAAGAGCGGACUUGGCACACAGAAUCUCCACGCCUGGAUUGAAACCAUGUUUCCGGGACCUUAUACUGCGUAUUCAACUCGCAUGUUGGCAGGCGACUACUACAAGAGAGAUGAGCCGCUCUUCCACGUCGACCUUGCGCGCAAAGACGCGAGACACGCGCUAGAUCUGGCAGAGAGAGCCGGAGCGAGUGUGCCGGCGUUGAAGGUUGGGGAUGCGCACCUCGCUAAGGUGAAGGAGCAUCUUGGUGACAAGGGGGACAUUCCUAGUAUAUACGGCGCCGUCAGGCAAGAGAGUGGGCUGAAAUUUGAGAAUAAAGAUUGA
This is a messenger RNA of Didymosphaeria variabile, 924 nucleotides long. RefSeq lists its product as uncharacterized. The record is from RefSeq and is a predicted model, not a curated record. Bases 1 to 924 code for a protein of 307 amino acids. Lineage: Eukaryota; Fungi; Ascomycota; Dothideomycetes; Pleosporales; Didymosphaeriaceae. The transcript is spliced from 3 exons. Gene Ontology annotation, molecular function: NAD binding; NADP binding; oxidoreductase activity, acting on the CH-OH group of donors, NAD or NADP as acceptor.